This is a messenger RNA of Python bivittatus (Burmese python), 1695 nucleotides long. Lineage: Eukaryota; Metazoa; Chordata; Lepidosauria; Squamata; Pythonidae. The record is from RefSeq and is a predicted model, not a curated record.
AUGCUGGGUUCCUGCGUCGCUCGGCCCGCUGCCACUUUUGGGGACCUCCGGAACGCCAAGGCCGGUCAGGCGCGCUGCCGGCACGUCCCCCCCGUGACCCCGCCCCCCGAGCUGCAGGACUGGUUGCGGACUUUCCAGCGCUGGAGUGGCCCAGAGAAGCUGCUGGCCCUGGAUGAGCUCAUUGAUCGUUGUGAGCCUCCCCAGAUUAAGCACAUGAUGCAAGUGAUCGAGCCCCAGUUCCAGCGUGAUUUCAUCUCGCUUUUGCCAAAAGAGCUGGCGCUGUACGUUCUCUCCUUUCUGGAGCCUCGGGACCUGCUCCGCGCCGCGCAGACGUGUCGUUACUGGCGCAUCCUGGCUGAAGACAACCUGCUGUGGCGGGAGAAGUGCCGUGAUGGAGGUAUUGAAGAGCCUCUGAGCCUGCGUAAACGUCGGCUGCUUAGCCCGGGCUUCAUGUACAGCCCUUGGAAACUGGCUUUUCUGCGGCAGCAUCGCAUAGAUAUGAACUGGCGCAGCGGAGAUGCCCGGCCCCCUAAGGUUCUCAAGGGUCACGAUGACCACGUCAUCACGUGCCUCCAGUUCUGCGGCAACCGCAUUGUCAGUGGCUCAGAUGACAACACCCUCAAGGUUUGGUCAGCCAUCACUGGUGAGUGCGUGCAGACUCUGGUAGGACAUACCGGUGGCGUCUGGUCCUCCCAGAUGAGGGACAAUAUCAUCAUCAGUGGCUCUACAGACCGGACCUUGAAAGUAUGGAAUGCUGACACUGGCGAAUGCGUGCAUACUCUCUAUGGUCACACCUCAACUGUGCGUUGUAUGCAUCUCCAUGACACCAGGGUUGUGAGUGGCUCUCGUGACGCCACCCUCCGUCUGUGGGACAUAGAGACGGGGCAGUGUCUACAUGUGCUAAUGGGGCAUGUGGCUGCUGUGCGCUGCGUCCAGUACGAUGGGCAUAAGGUGGUGAGCGGUGCCUAUGACUACACAGUGAAGGUCUGGGAUCCUGAGACAGAGAGCUGCACGCACACUUUGCAAGGCCACACCAAUCGGGUCUAUUCUCUGCAGUUUGACGGCACCCACAUUGUGAGUGGCUCCCUGGACACCUCCAUCCGUGUCUGGGAUGCCGAGAGCGGCAACUGCUUGCACACGCUGAUGGGACACCAGUCCCUCACAAGUGGCAUGGAGCUGCGGGACAAUAUCCUGGUCUCCGGCAAUGCUGACUCCACCGUGAAAAUUUGGGAUAUCAAGACAGGACAGUGCUUGCAAACUCUCCAAGGUCCCAGCAAGCACCAGAGUGCAGUCACUUGCCUCCAGUUCAGCUCCAAGUUUGUAGUGACUAGCUCGGACGAUGGCACGGUCAAGCUGUGGGAUCUGAAGACGGGGGAAUUUGUGCGCAACUUAGUUGCUCUGGAAAGCGGGGGCAGCGGAGGGGUUGUCUGGCGCAUCCGCGCCUCCAACACCAAACUUGUGUGUGCCGUAGGCAGCCGCAACGGGACUGAAGAGACCAAGCUGCUAGUGCUGGACUUUGACGUGGAUCUGAAAUGAGGGGCUGGUCUGUUUGGGGAGCCUGCAGGCCAGGUGGCCCCACUGGGGGGGAGGGGUGCGUCUGAGGGCAUCUUAUUUAUAACUGAUGCGUUGGGCCCACUGCGGCUGGCAGAACGGCAUGGCACCGGGGACUGUUUUGUACACACUCAUAAUAUAUGG